GUGAAAGCGAUAGAUUGUCUGUUCCCUGGACGCAACGUUUCGAUUGACGAGGUUGUAACCUUACGUGGGCCUCACCUAUCGUCGAUCAAGGAAGGCCGAGCCGAGGCAGCUGGUCUCAACGCCACGUCCUCCCACCAAGAAAAUCCUCGAAAGUGCGCAGGAUAACAUGGCAGCCAAACGCUGACUAACACUCCCUUUAUUGAUUCAUUCGCCGUAUUCCGCUCCUUUUAAGCAUGGCGCUCAACUUCGAUAAGCUGGCUCACUUGCAGAGCAACUACGAUAAGCCAAAACUGGGGCUCAAAGAAUGCAAUAGACGGUUGCAAAAACACCCCCAGGAUCCUUACUUGCUAGCAUGGAAAGUAGAUCUCUCAUCAAUCACCGACCCCGAGGGCGCUCAGACAAUAUGGGCAAAUUUGUGCAAGAGAAAACCUGCAAUCAUGGACCCUGAGCUACUCCCAUACAUCUAUUCACUUUCGCCUCGACUCACUGAAGGGCUCCACACGACCAAUACUGCGGGGCCUGAGUCUCGCACUUUGUGGCAGAAUGCGGCCAACCAGAUGAACAGGUCAGCUGAUCGGGCAAGGUUAUUCAAUAUCUCUGUGAAUGCUGCUAAGAUGCAAGAUUGUUGGGAGGACGUCCGAUGGGCCUUACUACAAUACCGAAAGGAGACUCCUUCCAACGCCAAACCAUUUUUCACGUACAUCGUCGCCUCUCAGCUUUCGGCAGAAAAGGAGAAGUUGUUAGGCAACGCGACUGGUGCAAUGAUUGCGAGCAGCGUUGCUUACAAGUUUCUCAAAGCGUCGUGGGACAACGUGGAAAGCAAACCUAGUGCCGUAGAUAGAAUCACGGACACUAGGCAAUUGCGUCUGAUGUAUCAAAUCUUCCAAAGGCAAAACCGUGGAAAGGAAUUCCUCGAGCUUCUUGAAAAAGCUCCUCCUGGCAUCCAAUCAAUCCUCUCCGCAAACCACCUUGAGGUCUUGAAAUGGAGACUGGACACCAUGAAAGAAGAGGGACUAUGGAGGCAGUUGUGGGACGCAACUUCGAAAUUGGCCGAGGAUCCUAGUAAAUUCAUUGACUGGAGAAUAUGGUCCGGAAUGCUAGCAGCUAGUGAUCAUUUCGAAAGCGAAGAGGACAAGGCUCUCGCAGAUGAGACAUUCAAAAAAGUGGCGGAAGAACCGGCCCAAUCUUCUAGGGAAGCACGAUUAGCCAUCCUAACGUACGGAUCCAAGCGAAGCUCAAAAGAGAAGCUACUCCUUCAAUGCAAGAAGUACUGGGACAAGUAUUCGGCGUUCAACUGCUGCUUUAACGAUCUCCGUCAUAUCAUCGAACCACUCGAUCAAGAUGCAAGAGACAAUUUCUUGUCUCAUGCCAGAAGUGGCGCGGCCUCUAUUAAACCAAACAGCGAAGAAGACAGCCCCAAGAAACAAUCAUUCUGGCUGCAGGCAGAAGUCAAUGCACUCAAGUUCGAUUACCUACUCAACAUAUCACGACCAGAGACUUCCAAUCAGACUGUUCUCGAAGCGUUCGUAUGCAACUGUAUCAAGCUCUACAAACUCGGAGUUCAUAUUCAACACAGUAGCAACUACGACGUUGGACUGUUAGCUGUCAUGAGCCUUGUCAAGCUCCACCAUUGCGUAGUCACAGCCUCGGAAAAGACCCAAGCCCAGCAUAAUGCGCGUUACUUAUUGCAAGCUGCAUUUCUGCUUCAGGACAUGACAGCAGGCAGCCAAGCUGAUGAAAAUCGGCAACUCGUGUUGGUUUCGAUUCGUAUCCACAUGUUGCUGGGACUUGGAAACAUUGCCCUGGGCCUAAUCUCAGACGUCAAAACGAAGGAGUUCCUAUACGACACGGUGGCGUACACCUGGCUGACUCGUGUCUCACUGACAUUCCCGCUCGGAAUCUCGAAACCAAAGACUAUGGAUCCGAGCUCGAACCUAGCUUCGGCACUUCAGUUCUAUGGGAAAGCUUCUAGAAACAUCAACGACUUCCUCAAGGCAGACAUGCAAACCUUCCAAUUCGACCAAGGCCUCGAGCUGGUCGACUUCAAGAGAAAACUUGACUUGUCUCUCGUCAAACACAUCAGCGUUCUGGAACGGAGAAGAAUGGCACGCUUAAAAGGGGUUCCCUGUGACGAGGCCGAUCUGAGCUUUCUCGCGCCUAAUAUCAAGUCACUAGUUGAUAGCCGUGACUUCGGCAUCAUUCCUAGCUUCGAAAGCUCAUUAUCCCACCCCUUCCACUCCCUCUUGUCAGGAGGCCCUUAUCCGGACUACUCUUGGUUUAUACGACAUACAAUUAUCGACGAUACCUGGAGUGUUCUGAACGAGGAGAAUUCCAUACUACGGAAUCCGGGAUAUAGGAGCCUGGUAUUGCAAAAGCUUGAUGAAGAAGAUAUCGAGAAAGCUUGCUUGACAGAUACUGAAAGGCUUGGAUGCACAAUUUGGAUGACGAUUCACUCCGUGGCCAGGCAGAUCAUGCUGGGACACGCAUCCAAGGACUCCAUACCACAAGGGAUUCAAAAUAUUCACGAUUGGCUCAACAAUGUCCUUCAACCGGCACUAAAGACAUUCUUUGAAUACAGGUCGCAUGGAGAAAACACAGAUCUAGCCGACGCUUUGAUUGUCCCGACUUCUAGAAGCCUCCAGACCAUCUACUACUCUCUUGAACUACUGCGAACUGUUACGAAGCUUUGCGAUGUUAUACUGGGAGUGCUCAAGCAGAAGGCCCCGCAUAAGGCGAAGGAAGUUCUCAAGAAGGAGAAAAUCGCGCAACUGUCGAGUUGUGCGGAAUCCAUCUACAAGUUAAUAGGAGGCUUUCUAAACGAGAGCCUGAAAGAAGUUAUCCGCAUUGGCGAUCGGUCGCUGAGGGCCCAGGUGCAAUAUGGAUCCUCCGGUGCAGCUCUGCAAAAGCUAAACACAUUCGACGACUAUACAAGCUAUGUGGAGGCAGCGAAAGAUGCGUACAAGGCUGCACUGAAAGUCUCACUAAGAGGAAUAGCAUCGAAAUAGUAUGAGUUGCCAUUUCGAGCGUUGUGCAUAGAAUCAUGGAUGGAGUGUUAUUCGAUUGAUGGGUCGCCGGCGAAGAUCUUGGAGGCAAUUAAAAGGGUUCGAACUCAUUUCUGCAGCCUACCGAUCAUUCUCAUUUCGUGGUAGUCUGUAUAUUUCUUCAAUGAAAGUGUCUCGUCCAAUAGCCUUGUGAUCUCUACGUGCUGUUUUUCCGCCAACAGCUCUAUCGCUACCGCUUCUGCAAAAACUCCAGAAAGAUAAUAAAAUCUCCCCAAAAGCUCGAAAGCCCGAGAAGCAUCAUCAUCUUCGCUUCUCAAAGAGACUUAAAAAUUGGUGCCUUGUCGAAAGUAGUAUU
Molecule: messenger RNA, 3357 nt
Organism: Mytilinidion resinicola
Lineage: Eukaryota; Fungi; Ascomycota; Dothideomycetes; Mytilinidiales; Mytilinidiaceae
Exons: 7
Coding region: 234-3005 (923 amino acids)
Biological process (GO): N-terminal peptidyl-methionine acetylation
Cellular component (GO): NatB complex; cytoplasm
Molecular function (GO): protein-N-terminal amino-acid acetyltransferase activity
Source: RefSeq, a predicted model, not a curated record